This is a messenger RNA of Carlito syrichta (Philippine tarsier), 9417 nucleotides long. RefSeq names its product protein kinase, DNA-activated, catalytic polypeptide (gene PRKDC). The coding region runs from base 14 to 9097 and encodes 3027 amino acids. Gene Ontology annotation, biological process: double-strand break repair via nonhomologous end joining; telomere maintenance; intrinsic apoptotic signaling pathway in response to DNA damage. Lineage: Eukaryota; Metazoa; Chordata; Mammalia; Primates; Tarsiidae. Gene Ontology annotation, cellular component: nucleus. The transcript is spliced from 59 exons. The record is from RefSeq and is a predicted model, not a curated record. Gene Ontology annotation, molecular function: DNA-dependent protein kinase activity; protein binding.
CUUGGUGGUGUACAUGGAAAGUCUGGCCUUAGCACACACAGACGCGAAAUCCUUAGGUACAAUUCAACAGUGUUGUGAUGCCAUUGAUCACCUAAGUCGCAUCAUUGAAAAGAAGCACAUUUCUUUAAACAAAGCAGAAAAACGACGUUUGCCACGAGGAUUUCCACCUUCCGCAUCAUUGUGUCUAUUGGAUCUGGUCCAGUGGCUUUUAGCCCAGUGUGGGAGGCCUCAGACAGAAUGUCGACACAAAUCCAUAGAACUCUUUUAUAAAUUUGUUCCUUUGUUGCCAGGCAACACAUCCCCUUCUUUAUGGUUGAAGGAUAUUAUCAAGAAAGAAGAUAUCUCUUUCCUCAUAAGCACCUUUGAAGGUGGCGGUGGCCAUGACCGGGCCUCAGGCAUCCUUGCUCAGCCAACCCUUUUCCACCUGCAGGGGUUGUUCAGCCUGCGAGCUGUGCUUUGCUGGCUGGACCUGCUCCUGGCUGCUCUGGAAUGCUACAACACGUUCCUUGGGGAGAAGACCGUGGAGGCCCUGGAGGUCCUGGGUACUGAAGCACAGUCUUCACUUUUGAAGUCAGUAGCUUUCUUUUUAGAAAACAUUGCCAUGCAAGAUAUUACAGCAGUAGAAAAGUGCUUUGGCAUUGGGGCAGCAGGUAGCAGACCCAGCCCUCAAGAGGGAGAAAAGUACAACUACAGCAAAUGCACAGUUGUGGUCCGGAUUAUGGAAUUUACCACAACUCUGCUCAACACCUUUCCAGAAGGAUGGAAGCUCCUGGAGAAGGAUUUGUGUAACACAAACCUGAUGGAACUCUUGGUGAAAACACUGUGUGAACCUGUAGGUGUAGGUUUCAAUGUUGGUGACGUCCAGGUUAUGAAUCAUCUUCCCAGUGUUUGUGUGAACCUGAUGAAAGCACUGAAGAAGUCCCCGUACAAAGACAUCCUGGUGGCCCACCUGAGGGAGAAAAUAACAGUGCAGAGUGUUGAGGAACUUUAUGCUAUUGACUUGUACAGUCCUGAUGCACACUUAGAGAGGACCAAGCUGGCUGCUGUCAUGUCUGCCUGUAAACAACUUCACAGAACUGGGCUUCUCCAUGUCAUUUUACCAUCUCAGUCUGCAGAUCCGCAUCAUUCUUUUGGCACCGAACUUCUCUCCCUGGUUUAUAAAGGCAUUGUCCCUGGAGAUGCGAGACAGCGUCUGCCUUCACUAGACCCCAGUUGUAAGCAGCUGGCCAGUGGACUUCUGGAGUUGGCCUUUGCAUUUGGAGGACAGUGUGAGCACCUUGUGAGUCUUCUCCUGAACCCAGCAAUGCUGUCCAUGGCGUCCUUAGCCAGCUCACAGAGAAACAUCAUCAACUUCUCCCAUGGAGAGUAUUUCUAUAGCUUGUUCUCAGAAACGAUCAAUACUGAAUUGCUAAGAAAUCUAGAGCUUGCUGUAUUGGAGCUUAUGAAAUCAUCAGUGGAUAAUCCCAAAAUGGUGAGUGCCAUUUUGAAUGGUAUGUUAGAUCAGAGCUUCAGGGAGCGAGCGAAUCAGAAACAACAAGGACUGAAGCUUGCAACUACAAUUCUGCAAAACUGGAGGAAGUGCGAUUCGUGGUGGGCCAAAGAUUCUGCUCCUGAGAGUAAAAUGGCAGUGUUGGCCUUAUUGGGGAAAAUUUUACAGAUUGAUUCAUCUGUGUCUUUUAAUACAAAUCAUAGCUCCUUCUCUGAAGUCUUUACCACUUAUACUAGUUUACUUGAUGAUACAAAGUUGGAUCUACCUUUAAAGGGUCAAGCUGUCACUCUUCUUCCGUUCUUCAGCAACCUCACUCAAGGAAAUCUGGAGGGCCUCAAGCAUGUUCUUGAAAAGCUCAUCAUUUCUAACUUCCCUAUGAAGUCUAAUGAAUUUCCCCCAGGAACUCUGCGGUACAAUAAUUAUGUGGACUGCAUGAAAAAGUUUCUAGAUGCAUUGGAAUUAUCUCAAAGUCCUGUAUUGUUGCAAUUGAUGACAGAAAUUCUUUGUCGGGAGCAAAACCAUGUUAUGGAAGAAUUAUUUCAAUCCACUUUCAAGAGGAUUGCUAGAAGAGGAUCAUGGGUUGCACAGCUGGGCCUUCUGGAAAGUGUAUAUGGAAUGUUUAGGAAGGACGACCCACUCUCAAGUGUCACUCGCCAAGCCAUUGUAGAUCGCUGUCUCCUCACCCUGCUGUGUCACUGUAGCCUGGAUGCUUUGAGAGAAUUCUUUAGCAGAAUCGUGGUAGCUGCCAUGGAUGUGUUGAAGUCCAGGUUUACAAAGCUAAGUGAAUCUACCUUUGAUACUCAAAUCACCAAGAAGAUGAGCUAUUAUAAGAUGCUGGAUGUGAUGUAUUCUCGUCUUCCCAAAGACGAUGUACACUCUAAGGAAUCUAAAAUUAAUCAGCUUUUCCAUGGCUCGUGUGUUACAGAAGGAAAUGAACUCACAAAGACUCUGAUUAAACUGUGCCAUGAUGCAUUUACCGAGAACAUGGCAGGGGAGAGUCAGCUGUUGGAGAGGAGAAGACUUUACCAUUGUGCAGCAUACAACUGUGCCAUGGCUGUCAUCUGCUGUGUUUUCAACGAGUUAAAAUUUUAUCAAGGUUUUCUAUUUAGUGAAAAACCAGAAAAGAACUUGCUUAUUUUUGAAAAUCUGAUAAAUCUGAAGCGCUGCUAUACAUUUCCUGUAGAAGUUGAGGUUCCUAUGGAAAUAAAGAAAAAAUACAUUGAAAUUAGGAAAGAAGCCAGAGAAGCUGCAAAUGGGGAUCCAGAUGGUCCUCAUUAUAUGUCUUCCUUGUCACAUUUGGCAGAGAGUAGCCUGAGUGAGGAAAUGAGUCAAUUUGAUUUCUCUACUGGAGUUCAGAGCUAUUCGUACAACUCCCAAGACCCUAAAUCUACCACUGGUCGUUUUCGGAGAUGGGAACGCCGGGACCCUGUGGUUCCUGAUGAUAUGCUGGAGCUGGAGCUGGAUGAGCUCAAUCAGCACGAGUGCAUGGCCCCCCUGACAGCCCUGAUAAAGCACCUGCACAGAAAUCUGAGCCCCCCUGAUGGAGAAGAGGGUUCGUUGCCAAGAGAUCUUCCUCCUUGGAUGAAAUUUCUCCAUAACAAACUGGGAAAUCCAUUGGUACCAUUAAAUAUCCGUCUCUUCUUAGCCAAGCUUGUUAUUAAUACAGAAGAAGCCUUCCGCCCCUAUGCGAAGCAUUGGCUUAGCCCCUUGCUGCAGCUGGCUGCUUCUGAAGACAAUGGAGGAGUAGGAAUUCACCACAUGGUGGUUGAGAUAGUGGCUACUGUUCUUUCAUGGACAAGCGUGGCUACUCCUAUGGGAGUCCCUAAAGAUGAAGUGUUAGCAAAUCGAUUGCUUCAUUUCCUGAUGAAACAUGUCUUUCAUCCGAAAAGAGCUGUAUUUAGACACAACCUUGAAAUUAUAAAAACUUUUGUUGAAUGCUGGAAGGAUUGUUUAUCCAUCCCUUACAGGUUGAUAUUUGAAAAGUUUUCCAGUAAAGAUCCCAAUUCUAAAGACAAUUCGGUAGGGAUUCAAUUGUUAGGCAUCAUUGUGGCCAAUGACUUGCCUCCCUAUGAUCCGCAGUGUGGCAUUGAGAGCAGUGAAUACUUUCAAGCUUUAGUCAAUAAUAUGUCCUUUGUAAAAUAUAAAGAGGUGUAUGCAGCAGCGGCAGAAGUUCUAGGACUUGUUCUUCAACAUAUCAUGGAGAGAAAAAAUAUGCUAGCGGAGUCGGUGUGUGAGCUGGCUGUUAAACAACUGAAGCACCAUCAGAAUGCUAUGGCGGACAAAUUUAUUGUGUGCUUGAACAAAGUGGCCAAGAGCUUCCCUCCUCUUGCUGACAGGUUCAUGAAUGCCGUAUUCUUCCUGCUACCGAAAUUUCAUGGAGUGAUGAAGACACUUUGUUUGGAGGUAGUGCUGUGUUGUGCAGAGGGGAUGACAGACCUUUACUUCCAGUUGAAGAGCAAGGACUUUGUUCAAGUAAUGAGGCAUAGAGAUGAUGAAAGACAAAAAGUGUGUUUGAAUAUCAUUUAUAAGAUGAUGGCAAAAUUGAAGCCAGCAGAACUCCGAGAACUUCUGAGCCCUGUUGCAGAAUUUGUUUCCCAUCCUUCUCCAGCAUGUAGGGAACAAAUGUAUAAUAUUCUCAUGUGGAUUCAUGACAAUUACAGAGAUCCAGAAAGUCAAACAGAUGGUGACUCCCAAGAAGUAUUUAAGUUGGCAAAAGAUGUGCUGAUUCAAGGAUUGAUCGAUGAGAACCCUGGGCUUCAAUUAAUUAUUUACAAUUUCUGGAGCCAUGAAACUAGAUUACCCUCAAAUACCUUGGACCGAUUGCUGGCACUAAAUUCUUUAUAUUCUCCUAAAAUAGAAAUGCAUUUCUUAAGUUUAGCAACAAAUUUUCUGCUUGAAAUGACCAGCAUGAGCCCAGAUUACUCAAACCCCAUGUUUGAGCAUCCUCUGUCAGAAUGUGAAUUUCAGGAAUAUACCAUUGAUCCAGACUGGCGUUUCCGAAGUACUGUUCUCACUCCGAUGUUUGUUGAGACCCAGGCCUCCCAGAGCACUUUGCACACCCGCACCCAGGAAGGAUCCCUUUCAGCUCAUGGGCCGACUGCCCGGCAAAUACGGGCCACCCAGCAGCAGCAAGUUUUCACACCUACACAGACUGCAGAUGGAAGAAGUUCGUUUAAUUGGCUGACUGGGAGCAGCAUUGACCCAUUAGUGGAUUACACAGUCUCUUCAUCCUCUGACUCCUUGUCGUCUUCUUUGCUGUUUGCCCACAAGAAGAGUGAAAAGUUACAGAGAGCGCCCUUGAAGUCAGUGGGGUCUGCUUUUGGGGAAAAAAGGCUAGGUCUUCCAGGGGACGAGGUGGAUAAUAAAGUGAAAGGCACAGAUAGUCGGGCGGAAAUACUAAGAUUGCGCCGACGAUUUCUCAAGGACCGAGAAAGACUCAGUCUGAUUUAUGCCAGAAGAGGUGUUGCUGAACAAAAACGAGAGAAGGAGAUCAAGAGUGAGUUAAAAAUGAAGCAGGAUGCCCAGGUCACUCUGUACAGAAGCUACCGUCAUGGUGACCUUCCCGACAUUCAGAUCAAGCACAGCAGCCUCAUCACUCCCUUGCAGGCCGUGGCCCAGAGGGACCCAAUAAUUGCAAAACAGCUCUUUAGCAGUUUGUUUUCUGGAAUUUUGAAAGAGAUGGAUAAAUUUAAGACAAUGUCUGAAAAAGACAUGAUCACUCAAAAGUUGCUGCAAGACUUCAGUCAUUUUCUUAAUGCCACUUUCCUCUUCUUCCCACCUUUUGUGUCUUGUAUCCAGGACGUCAGCUGCCAGCACGCAGCCUUGCUGAGCCUCGACGCCCCCACGGUGGGCACCAGCUGCCUCGCCAGCCUGCAGCAGCCCGUGGGGGUCCGCCUGCUGGAGGAGGCCCUGCUCCGCCUGGCGCCCGCCGCGCCCCCUGCCAAGCGCGUCCGAGCGAAGCCCUGCCUCCCUCCCGACGUCGUCCGAUGGGUGGAGCUGGCCAAGCUGUACAGAUCAAUUGGAGAAUAUGAUGUCCUCCGUGGUAUUUUUAGCAGUGAGAUAGGAACAAAGCAAAUCACUCAGAAUGCGUUAUUAGCAGAAGCCAGAAGUGAUUAUUCUGAAGCUGCCAAGCAGUAUAAUGAGGCUCUCAAUAAACAAGAGUGGGUGGAUGGUGCGCCCACAAAAGCAGAAAAGGAUUUUUGGGAACUUGCAUCCCUUGACUGCUACAACCACCUCGCUGAAUGGAAAUCACUCGCUUAUUGUUCUACAGCUGCUGUAGACAGGGAGGACCCACCAGACCUGAAUAAAAUGUGGAGUAAACCGUUUUAUCAGGAGACAUACCUGCCAUACGUGAUCCGCAGCAAACUGAAGUUGCUGCUCCAAGGAGAGGCUGACCAGUCCCUGCUGACGUUUGUUGAUGAGGCCAUGCACGAGGAGCUCCAGAAGGCUCUCCUGGAGCUUCAUUACAACCAGGAGCUGAGUCUGCUGUACCUCUUGCAGGAUGAUGUUGACAGAGCCAAAUACUACAUUGACAGUGGCAUUCAGAUGUUUAUGCAGAAUUAUUCUAGUAUUGAUGUCCUUUUGCAUAGAAGUAGACUUACCAAAUUGCAGUCUCUACAAGCUUUAACAGAAAUUCAGGAGUUCAUCAGCUUUAUAAGCAAACAAGGCAAUUUGUCAUCUCAGGUUCCCUUGAAAAGACUUCUAAAAACCUGGACAAACAGAUAUCCAGAUGCUAAAAUGGACCCAAUGAACAUCUGGGAUGACAUCAUCACAAAUCGAUGCUUCUUUCUCAGCAAAAUAGAGGAGAAGCUUGCUCCUCUUCCAGAUGACCACACCAUGAAUGUAGAUGAAGACAGUGAUCCCAGUGACAGGAGGGAAGUGCACGAGGCAGAGGAAGAUGUUACAUCCCUGAUCAAGAGCUGCAAGUUCUCCAUGAAAAUGAAGAUGGUAGAAAGUGCACGGAAGCAGAACAAUUUCUCACUUGCCAUGAAACUGCUGAAGGAGCUGCACAAAGAGUCGAAAACGAGAGAAGACUGGCUGGUGAGAUGGGUACAGAGCUACUGUCGCCUGAGCCACUGUCGCAGCCAGGCCCAGGGCUGCUCCAAGCAGAUUCUCACUGUGCUGAAGACGGUCUCUCUUUUGGAUGAGAACAUCCCAUCAAGCUACUUAAGCAAAAACAUUUUGGCUUUCUGUGAUCAGAACAUUCUCCUGGGUACAACUUAUAGGAUCAUGGCUCACGCUCUCAGCAGUGAGCCAGCCUGCCUUGCUGAAGUGGAAGACAGCAAGGCAAGAAGAAUCUUGGAGCUUUCUGGAUCCAGUUCAGAGGAUACAGAGAAGGUGAUCACAGGUCUGUACCAGAAGGCAUUCCUUCACCUCACCAAGGCCGCGCAGGCGACUGAGGAGGAGACCCAGCCUUCCUCCUGGGACCACGGGCCUGCAGUCAGGGUGAUUGAUGCGUACAUGACGCUGGCAGAUUUCUGUGACCAGCAGCUGCGCAAGGAGGAAGAGAAUGCAUCAGUUGCUGAUUCUGUAGAAAUGCAGGCAUAUCCAGCACUUGUGGUGGAGAAAAUGUUGAAAGCUUUAAAACUGAAUUCCAACAAAGCCAGGCUGAAGUUUCCUAGAUUACUUCAGAUUAUAGAACGGUAUCCAGAGGAGACUUUGUGCAUCAUGACAAAAGAGAUGUCUUCCAUUCCCUGCUGGCAGUUCAUUGGCUGGAUCAGCCACAUGGUGGCCUUACUGGACAAGGACGAAGCUGUGGCUGUUCAGCACACUGUGGAAGACAUUGCUGAUAACUACCCCCAGGCAAUUGUGUAUCCUUUUAUAAUAAGCAGUGAAAGUUAUUCCUUUAAAGAUACUUCUGCCGGUCAUAAGAAUAAGGAGUUUGUGGCAAGGAUUAAAACCAAGUUGGACCAAGGAGGAGUGAUUCAAGAUUUUAUCAAUGCCCUAGACCAGCUCUCUAAUCCCGAAUUACUCUUUAAGGACUGGACCAAUGAUAUAAACGCUGAACUAGCACGAACCCCUGUAAACAAAAAAGCCAUUGAGAAAAUGUAUGAAAGAAUGUGGGCAGCCCUGGGUGACCCACAGGCUCCAGGCCUGGGGGCCUUCAGAAGGACGUUUAUUCAGGCCUUUGGAAAAGAAUUUGAUAAGCACUUUGGGGAAAGAGGUACUAAGCUGCCCAGCAUGAAGCUCAGCGACUUCAACAACAUUACCAGUUCUCUGCUUUCUAAAAUGAACAAAUAUGCAAAGCCACCUGGGAAUCUGAAAGAAUGCUCGCCCUGGCUGAGCAACUUCAGAGUGGAGUUCCUGAGAGAUGAGCUGGAGAUUCCUGGUCAGUACGAUGGCAGGGGCAAGCCAUUGCCCGAGUACCAUGCACGGAUCGCUGGGUUUGAUGAGCGGGUGAAAGUAUUGGUGUCGAUCAGAAAACCGAAGUGCAUCGUGAUCCGCGGCCAUGAUGAGAAGGAGUACCCUUUCCUAGUGAAAGGCGGAGAGGACCUUCGGCAGGACCAGCGCAUCGAGCAGCUCUUCGAGGUCAUGAAUGUCAUCCUGUCCCGCGAUGCUGCUUGCAGUCAGAGAGACUUGCGGUUACGCACGUACCGUGUCGUGCCCAUGACCUCCAGGUUAGGGUUAAUUGAAUGGAUUGAAAACACGACCACCUUGAAGGACCUUCUUUUGAGUACCAUGUCACAAGAGGAGAGAGUGGCUUAUAACAGUGAUUCCAAAGCACCGCGGAGGGAAUAUCAAGAAUGGCUGGCAAAAAUGUCAGGAGUAUAUAAUGCUGGAGCUUACGCGGUAAUGUAUGAGAAGGCUAGUCGGACUGAAACAGUCACAUCUUUGAGGAAGAUGGAAAGCAGAGUGCCGGCCGACCUCCUAAAGCAGGCCUUUGUGAGGAUGAGCACUGGCCCCGAGGCCUUCCUGGCACUCCGCUCCCACUUUGCCAGCUCUCACGCCCUGAUAUGCGUCAGCCACUGGAUCCUCGGGAUCGGAGACAGACACCUCAACAAUUUUUUGGUGACCACGGAGACAGGAGGCAUGAUCGGGAUCGAUUUUGGCCAUGCGUUUGGAUCGGCCACUCAGCUUCUGCCUAUUCCUGAGCUGAUGCCUUUCCGCCUGACUCGCCAGUUUCUCAAUCUGAUGUUGCCGCUGAAAGAAGCGGGCCUCAUCUACAGUGUCAUGGUGCAUGCCCUGAGAGCCUUUCGCGCAGAGCCAGACCUACUCACCAGUACCAUGGAUGUGUUUGUCAAGGAGCCCUCCUUCGACUGGAAAAAUUUUGAACAAACAAUGCUGAAAAAGGGAGGAUCAUGGAUUCAAGAAAUAAAUGUAACUGAAAAAAACUGGUAUCCUCGACAGAAACUAUGUUAUGCCAAGAGAAAGUUAGCAGGUGCUAAUCCAGCAGCUAUUACCUGUGAUGAAUUACUUCUGGGCCAUGAGAAGUCAUCUGCCUUCAGGAAUUAUGUGGCUGUAGCGCGAGGAAGCAAAGACCACAACAUCCGUGCCCGAGAGCCAGAGAGUGGACUUUCAGAAGAGACGCAAGUGAAGUGCUUGAUUGACCAGGCAACAGACCCCAACAUCCUUGGCAGGACUUGGGCAGGGUGGGAGCCCUGGAUGUGAGGCCUGUGGGAGUCCGCAGUUACAAGGAAUCAGACUGUGUAAAGAAUCUCCUAACCUCUCAUGACAGUAGUCUGUGAGCUGAUUUUACUGAAGCACCGAAGAGAAGAAAUCUGUUUAGUGUUAUAGUUUACAUCAAGGUCAUGAUGCAUAAAUGAGUGGGUUGAAUCAAAGAUUAGGUUAGAGUAAUAGAAAAAUAUAUACCCAGGCUCAGUCAAGUAUUAAAUCAAGAAUGUAGCAUAACCUGGGAGCAGUAGCUUACGCCUAUGAUCCCAGCACUUUGGGAGGCUGAGGUGAGAGGACUGCCUGAGCUCAGGGGUUCG